This is a messenger RNA of Ectocarpus sp. CCAP 1310/34, 4749 nucleotides long. The record is from the annotation of a GenBank genome assembly. NCBI's taxonomy places the organism in Eukaryota, Phaeophyceae, Ectocarpales, Ectocarpaceae.
UGCCGAACGCUGCCGCCUGGUCUCUUUCGUUUACGGACGAGCUCAAGAAGUCCCCCGCAUCUGCGAACGAGGAAGGGUCCAACGGCGGUAAGCGUACACACCGGCGGAGAGAGACUGCUGUGUGGAGAAACGCAAGUGCCUUCUGUGCGUUCCUUCAGAAGGUCGACGAAGUACAUCAGCCGGAUGGCCGCGUCUGCUAACAGCAAGGAUGAAACGCAGUUCUGGAAGCUCGUGUGGCCCCCGCUCAAGAACGGUGGAAUAACACCAGGAUCCUCCCAUAUGCCAGGAAAAGUUAUGGUCUUCUUUCCGCCCCCGGUCGGAGAGGCCAGUGAGGCGUUAGAGGAAGCUAUGAGACGUGCGGCUCCUGCAGAUGGCUCUCUUGACGAAGAACGGCCUGAUCGCCUCGUCGGGGUGACCUCCGUAAUAGAGCUCCUCCAGCAGGUGGCUGGCUACCCCGGUCCGACCACAAGCUUGGGCAUCAUCAACUUCGAUGCCGUCGCCGCCGCCGCCCGCGGCGUGUUGGUUCGAACGCCGUCUCCUUUGAAAUCGGGCUCCGGCCGCAGAGAGGCCACGGCAAUGGGAGUGGCGGCGGGAGCGUGCGCUGCCGAGGGCAACACGCCAGUGAUGGCAUCUUUGCGAAGCAGGAGCAGCAGUAUCAGUAGUUCCGACGAGGCCGUUGUCAGGGAGGAGCUGCAACCAUGGCCAGUGACGACCGGCGGGGGGGUGCAAAGCUCUGCCGCCGAAACGCACCCCCCCGCCGAAAAUACCGACCUUCAGCACAAAGCCCAGCCCUCGAUUGAUCCUGGGUCGGUUGGACCUGCUGCCGCAGGCCCCGCACCCUCGCAGCUGUUGUCGGCGUUGGCGUUGUCUUUUUCCUCCGCGAUGAGUAGCAGAGGGGGCGCCACUGCUCCGGAAGGAAGCAUGUCCGCUGCGGCGGCCGCCGCCGCUACCGCAGGUGUGUCAACCGCCGCCGCAACAAGGCUGGGUCGUGUGAUCAAGAAGCCCGUGAGGCUUGAGCACGAACAACCCGGAAGACAGUCCCUGGCCGGUAGGAACGGACGCGCUGACGCGCCGGCGAAGGUAGCAGCCCGGGUCGCCGCCGCCGCCGCCGCCGCCGCUGGUGCCGUUGCCGCUACGAGUGCCACCAACACUGCCACCGGAGAAUCAGCUGCAGGGUUUUCGUGCGCCAACGGCAAGGCUGACAGCCAAGCGCGUGAUGUUAACAUUACCGGGGGGGAAACGACGGCGACGGGGAAAGGGGCGAAGCGUUGCGUGGCGCGCCUCGGCACGGCGGCAGGCAGCGAAGGCGUUGUCGAUCCAGGAGACCAGAUCGUUCUGCUGUCUACUGGAAAUGGUAGCGUCGCGAGUAAUGCCUCUGGUACCGCGAGCGAUGCAUCGUCGUCUCCUGCAGCAAGCUCUGUCGUUAGCAUGGCGCUGCCGGCAGACGUGCGCACGGCAGGAGCGCCACUGCGGGGGAGGGACGCCGAUGAGACCGGUGGCGACGGGGGCGGAGAUUCCUCGAGGAGAUCGCGAGAUUCGGUCAGGGAACGCGAUCGUAUGGUAUUGCCGGACCCUCCGCCUAAAAGACCUGUUGGAGAGCUCGGCCCGUUGCCCGAAGACGCCAUCAAGGAGUACAAGCGAGCCUUUGAUGAUGUCGUUUGGCCCGGGCUUGCGCAGGAGUUCGGUUGGAAGAGGGUACGCGGUCCCCGUCCAAGUGACGUGUACUACCUCCCGCCAGGGGUCGUUCGGGGACAGAACGGCGCGAAGUGCCGCGUGGACUACUUCGAUAGUAACAGACAGGUGUUGAUCCACAUGGCGGAGCGCGAAGAAAAGUUCGGUGACCUUCUGGAGAGGGCUUGGGCGGAAGCAAUCGCAAAGCCAAGGUUGCUCGGGAGAAAGGGCGGGGGUGGCGGAGGUUCGAAACGAAGGAGGCGCUGGACGGAGCUGCCAAGGCGGAAAUCAACGAUGAUGAAGAAGGAGUAUCCCAAGAAGGUUUCUUUGGUGGGAACAGCGCAUCAGGUGGACCCUUUGAACUUGCCCGUUCCCGUGUCGAGCGAGGACUACGUGCCUCCAGAGGACGUGCUGUUCGAGCAGGUGUGGGACCCGAGCGUCGUGGUUCCUUCUCCGAAAGGCAAGGGCGCCCCUCGGGAGCUUGCCGAGCUCGUGAAAGAAUUUGCCGGGGUGGUGAGCCACGACAAGUGUCUGGAGAUCGUUCAUCGCUUCGAAGGGGACUACGGCGAGGCUCGCAAGCUGCUGAGAAACCUUUCGCGGUCGUGGAAGUCCCGUUACCUGAUGGCCUCGAAUUCGACGAGGGAGACGGCGUCAGCAAAGGCCAUCGUGGCCAGAGAAACCGCCGCGCGCCUUGCAGCUGCACCGCCGCCGUCCUCAUCGUGGUCUUCGUCGUCAACCAAAGGUGGUAAUCCCGACGUCGCUCGUGGUGGUGGUGGUUGUCCGAUUGUGGCGGGUUCGACGACGGUAACUGCUAACACAACAAGGAGCGCGGUGGCUUGGGGAGGGGGUGCGGCGGCGGUGGCUGCCCGAGGUGCCGGUGGGGGCGUUGUCGGCGGCAGCAGCGGCGGCGCCAGCCGCGGCGGUCGCGGUCACGUUGGCCGUGCAGGCGCCCCGGGGACGCAGGACGCGUUCUGGUGUCGCCCGCUGAAAUCUCUCGCGGGAGGCGAGUCCGCGUUGAAGCGGCAGGUGCAAGGAGGCGUGUCCAGCAUCCCGCCAGGGGCCAGGAGCAAGGACAAGCUGUCGCCGGACUUGAACUUAGCGCGGCCGUGGCUCCCCCACGAGGCGGCCAUGUACACGAGGGCAAUGCUCGAGGAGGGGUCAAAGAACUUCUACGCCGCGCAGAAAGCGCUACCGGGUAGGCAGGUGUGCGAGCUGGUGGACCGAUACUACGGGGGUUGGAAGCAAACGGACGGGUAUAGGGCCCUCAAGGAAUCCAUCCGCCUGUCAAAGAAACAAUCGGCCUGUGGAGGGUGCCACGCGGGAGGAGACCUCAUCUGCUGUGAUGGUUGUGAGGCCGUGUAUCACCCGGAGUGCGUGGGGCUAUCUGUCGUCCCGGAGGGAGACUGGUUCUGCCCGGCGUGCGUCAUUCGCAGGAAAAAGGAGGCCGAAAGGCCGUUAGGACAGGCCUCGUCCUCCUCCUCUUCCUCCUCCGCUUGGACCGUAGGGGGGAGUUCUGCUCGUCUUGCCGGCGCUGCGUCGGGCCGGGCGCGGGUGGAUUCCGCGGUGGCGGCCACCAAGCGUGAGAACACCGCCGGUAGGAGCAAGAGGUAUAGCACGAUGACCGCCACUGUGACCGCCGCCUCCGUGGCGUACGUCGCAUCAUCCAAGAAGGCCCGCACGCUUGCGAAGGACAAGGGGGCUGAACGCGGGGAUGGAAGCAGCGGGGGUGGCCGGGCCGAGGUAGGGGGCAGAGAUACCAGCGUGGGGACUGAAACCAGCCGUGUAAUUGCCGGUGGGGUCGGGCCGCCGCCGCCACCGCCCAUGCGAAUGGAGAGGGUCCCGAUCCAGUUGGGAAUUGCGCGAGGUGCUGUCGGCGGCGCGGCUAGAGUGGCUGAACUAGUCUCCUCGGCCGCGGGCGGUGCUGCUGCGACAGUGUCGGCGUCGGUGUGUCCACCAGGGGCAGAGACUUCGACAGCUUGUGGGAGAAGUGGCGCGGCUUUCGGGAAGCGCCCAAUCGUUGGCGAGACUCCUAUGCAUACACAACACCCCGGCAAACGCCCUGCCAGAUUGGUCAAGACCGCUGCUGCUGCUGCAUCUGCAAGGAGCGCCGAGGAUUCUCCUGUAAAAGCGGCGCCUCUGACGAUUGCGCCACGGCCGCUCUCUUCUGCGGGCGGAACGACCGCUGGCCCUGCCGGUGCCCAGCUAGGGCAAGCAGCGGCGUUCAAAGGGACCAAUGGUGCUCCCGCGGGGAAAACUUCGGCAGCAGCAGGCGAUUGGGGAUGCCUCGGCUGCAAGCACCGCAACCGAGCCGAGGACACACGGUGUCGUCGGUGCGAGGGGCUCAGGUUGGUCGGAGCGGAGAUUAACUUGAAAGGGGUUCCCCGCCAGUCUGAGGCUCCACCGGCUGCGGCUCCCCUCUCGGGCAAGGCUCCUGCAACUGUUUCUGUCCCCAUCGCCGCCGCUGAGCCCACCAGUGGCGCGAAGCCGCCGCCUCCCGCGUCGAGCGCCGAGUCCGCUGCUUGGAGUAACGCCUCUGCCGUCGCCGACACCCAGUCAAAUGCUGAACCCGGCGAUGCCGCCGUGGCUCUAGCUGCUUCCGACUGUUCUACCCGCGCGUCUCUAGCCUACACAGCCGCACCUGCUCCUCUUGCUUCGAGUGACCCGCGGGCGCCGGCGCCGGCGUCUGCGGCGCGAUCGUCCCAAUGGGGCUGCCGCGUGUGCUCCACAUUCAAUGAGCACACCGCGGCCGUUUGCGUGAGCUGUGGCACGCGCAAGGAAGUCAAGGUCAAGCCUGUAGACGAAGGGAAGGCGACCGAGUGGUGUAACGGUCGAAAGUGCUCCCGCAACGACAACCAACACGACAGCACUACACGCAGGGUCUGCUCGGCUGUUGGGGGCGAUGACGAGCUGCAGGUAGAGGUGGGAUUGGAGGUGGGGGGAGAAGCGGAGGGAGAGGAAGAGGAGGAGGAGGAGGAGGAGAUAUCUGUGGGCUUGGACGAAGAAAUCUCGGUCGGGGAGGACCAGCAGGGUCUAGCGCCCUCUGUCUCCGGGAUGGCCUCAUCGUUUGUGCAGCUCUAA